AUUAAUACGUAAAAAAUGACAUUCAUUGAGAGAACACGCAUGCGUGGAAAAUCCCGCCAAAACGUAAGGGGGUCGGACAGUCGAAGUUUUGGGAUUUACCAUUCGCCAACGGAGGAAAGUAUAUUAAAGAGAAAGGAAAAAGAUUCUUAUGGAAAUGAAGUGUCAAGGCUAGCAAGACCUUUGCCGGUAGAAUAUUUAUUGGUAGAUAUACCUGCAUCUACGCCACUCACUCCACAGUCUACUUUUUACAUUAGUGAUAAUAUCACGCCGUUUUUAAUUGAAAAUAGACUCAUCGAUGGGCAAAUUCAAGAAUUUAGUUCACUUUGUUCUUACAUGCAACAAUUUAGUAAAGAACAAUUUCUAGAAGCAGUUUCAGAUUUUCAUUUGUUAAUUUUUAUUGCAACGAUGGAUAUGUUUCCAAUGAAGGAUCAUAUGUUGCCAUUAUUAGAAGCAAUUCGUACAAAAGAUAGAGAAAAAGCUGUAGAAUGGUCAUGCUCAGAACAAUGGGCAACAGUAGAGCAACUCAUAUCCGAAACUACAGCAUCUACGUCUCAACCAACGUUUGAUACUAGUUCAAGAAUUUCAUCUUCUGCACUUCCAGAAGGAAGUGGAAUAGCAGUUGGUACAGAUCCAAUUGUAAAUUCACCACCUGAUCAAAGACUAUGGACUUGCUCACAUUGCACUUUUCUCAAUGCAGCAGAUUUUGCAAUGUGUGAAAUGUGUGGUUUGCCAAGGAAUACGUAACAAACUGUUAUUAUAUUGCUUUUGUAUGCAAUUAAAGGUGCUGUCCUUAAAUUGCUAUUUUGCUCCCGCAGGUUCUUGCGGAUAAAAAAAUUGUUUUCAACGCAUACUUGGCUUUAUUUAUGAGUGAAUAAAAAAAGGAAAAAAAUAUCUUUUACUGAAACCUA
Frieseomelitta varia is the source of this 908-nucleotide messenger RNA. Its product is annotated as nuclear protein localization protein 4 homolog. Gene Ontology annotation, molecular function: ubiquitin protein ligase binding; ubiquitin binding. The transcript is spliced from 4 exons. Gene Ontology annotation, biological process: ubiquitin-dependent protein catabolic process. Gene Ontology annotation, cellular component: nucleus. Lineage: Eukaryota; Metazoa; Arthropoda; Insecta; Hymenoptera; Apidae. The coding region runs from base 16 to 744 and encodes 242 amino acids. The record is from RefSeq and is a predicted model, not a curated record.